This is a messenger RNA of Saitoella complicata NRRL Y-17804, 900 nucleotides long. RefSeq lists its product as uncharacterized. Bases 216 to 674 code for a protein of 152 amino acids. Gene Ontology annotation, molecular function: borate efflux transmembrane transporter activity; solute:inorganic anion antiporter activity. Gene Ontology annotation, biological process: monoatomic ion homeostasis; transmembrane transport; monoatomic anion transport. The record is from RefSeq and is a predicted model, not a curated record. Gene Ontology annotation, cellular component: fungal-type vacuole; plasma membrane. Lineage: Eukaryota; Fungi; Ascomycota; Saitoellomycetes; Saitoellales; Saitoellaceae. The transcript has a single exon.
CAGUACGUCAUAGGUGCGACUCUUAUCCUUGUAUUGGCUUUCCGUCCAUGCAUGCCCAUGUAUGCCCCAGUAUGCUCAUUGCCCACUCGGCUAGGGCGGGAAGCUCAAAGUGCAGUCAAGUCUAGUCCUCACAAUAGUCUUGGGCUUGCUCCUUUCAUAGGAGGGUCUAGCGAGACGCCGAAUUCGGGACUGCCUUGGCGUAUUCAACAACUAAAAUGUCCCCGCGCUUUUUUAUGCGCCACAUUACUCCAACACAUCCGCACAAUAUUCUUCCUCCUUCCGACCCCAUUUGCAGUUAUCCUCAUCGAAAUAGCGUUCCAGCAAAGAUGACGUCGGAGGCACCAACCUUGGUGAAUACCCCCAUGGCUGCUACACCUCGGCCGAGCGCGUCAACGACGCCUAGUCUGCUACAGCCGUCAGAACAUCCGCCGCCGAAUCGCCGUUCGAACAGAGCUUCUGCCCGACCUCCGGCAGAAAGAAGUAUAUGGGACCGAUUGGGAAUCCAUCCGUUGCGCGGGAUAAUCACGGAUACCAAGAGACGUGUGCCGUAUUACUGGAGCGACUGGACAGAUGCAUGGGAUUAUCAUGUGGUCCCGGCCACGAUCUUCAUUUUCUUCGCGAAGUGCGUACAUCACACGCUCCCCUGCCCCUCGGUCCGUAAUCUUAUAGCGUAGCAUUCUACCCGCCCUCGCAUUCUCCUUCGACAUGUACGUCCGCACCGACCGCUCCUAUGGCGUGAACGAAGUCCUUCUCGCCUCCGUCCUCGGUGCCGGAGUCUUCUCCAUUUUGGGCGGCCAGCCUCUCACUAUCGUCGGCGUUACCGGUCCCAUCACCGUGUUUAACUAUACUAUUUAUAACAUCAUCACGCCGAAUGGAAUCGCGUUCUUUCCAUUCAUGGCG